Sinocyclocheilus rhinocerous is the source of this 1741-nucleotide messenger RNA. RefSeq names its product apolipoprotein L2-like. Lineage: Eukaryota; Metazoa; Chordata; Actinopteri; Cypriniformes; Cyprinidae. Gene Ontology annotation, biological process: lipid transport; lipoprotein metabolic process. Gene Ontology annotation, cellular component: membrane; extracellular region. The record is from RefSeq and is a predicted model, not a curated record. Gene Ontology annotation, molecular function: lipid binding. The transcript is spliced from 5 exons. The coding region runs from base 121 to 1677 and encodes 518 amino acids.
GGCAGUAGUCCUGCUCAUGCAUAAAUACCAGAUCAUGAAUAUAAAACUGCCAUUUAGAUCCUCUAGCUUUCACUUUCUAUGCUUUUAGAUUUCUCAAUCCAGAUUUGAUCAAACUAAGGCAUGGACAUCAGGGCACAGUUAGAGGAGCGACUGACAGAGUAUGUCAAGGACACACUCAGUUACAUUGAGACCGUAAGGGUCUUCUGUGACCAAGAACCGACAUGGACCUCUGAGAGAAAGGACGAGCGUGAGAAGUUGAGAGACAUCAGUGAAAAUCAGCAGGAGGAGGAGGAGGAGAAGAAGGAGAAGCUCAGCGCCGUCCUCAAAGACACAUUAGAGGGUCUGAAGAAACUUGAGCCGUUCCUGGAUGCAGUGGAGAAGCUAGCAGCGACCUCGAGCCAUGUCUUUAAUGAACAGAUCUUCCUGCUGCAGGGAAAGAGCCCUGAAAGUGUGCAGUCAGUCAUCGCAGAUGCCAGAAUAGAUGCUCCUCUUCUCAUCCACUUCAAACGAAAUGCAGAAAGCUUCUUCCAGCCUCUACUCCAAAAUGUGAAUAUCCUGGUCUUUCAGCUAAACAGCUACUACGUACUCAAAACAGAGCAACUUUGUAGCAGAAUAAGACAAAAUUCAGUUGAGUGUGCAGACAUCUAUAAAUAUAAAAUGGGUCAACCUUCAGUGGAGCUCAUUUUGAACGCAAGCGAGAACGCCAUGAAUCAAAUGCUUGAUCAUUUGAAUCAGUUGUGUGAAAUCAGGAUGAACCAGCACACCCGGCUGGCGUUCCUCUUUCAGGACGAUGCUCAGAAAUUCAUUGACGUGUUCGGUGAACGUCGCUCUAAAAUGUGGCAGUUCCUGUCACAUCUGGAGCAGACAGCCGUUAAGCUGGACUUGAUGAAGAAGGGGGCCAGUAUAUCCACUGUGGCUGGUAGUUCAGUGGGGAUUGUAGGGGGUGUCUUGUCUCUUAUUGGAAUCUUUCUUGCCCCGUUCACUGUAGGAGCAUCAUUGUUUGUCACUCUGGCAGGGGCCGGUCUGGGGGGCAUUAGUGCACUCGAUUCUAUUGUAACAGGGAUCACUGAAACAAAGGUCAACCAACACCAGGAGCACAAUGCACAAAGUUAUUUAAAUAGUUACAAGGAUGAUAUGAUAAAGAUUGAAGACUGUUUGAAAGAAGCGGCCAACAGUGAAGGACCUUUAGUGAAGCCUACUGCAGUUGAUGCUAAGACCAUUUUAACCAAUACUGGAGAAGGGUUAAAAGAGUUCCUGAAUGUGGCGGAUGCAGCUGCAGCUAUUAGAGUAUAUAAAAGUGAAAAAGUAACUGCAGCAGCAACCGAGAUCACAAUGCAGGACUUAAAUACGGCCAGUGACGUACCGCAGGUGGCUACAUUCCUGUCUAGGACAAGGCUGCUGGCAAACGUUAAAACAUUGAGGAUCGUAAAGGUUGUUAGAGGUAUAUCUGGCUUAGUAAAUUUAUUCUUUAUUGGCCUGGAUGGCUAUUUUAUUGCCGAAGAAAUUAAAAGUCUUGCAAAAGGGAGUGAGAGUGAGGUCUCUAAGCUCAUGCGCUCCAGGGCAGCUCUGUGGAAAUCUGAGCUGGAGGCCUGGGAGAAAAUGCACGAUUCCUUAAGCAUAGGAAUAAAGACGAUUAGCGAGAGUAAGCAUACUUUGGAGAAACCAUUUCUUCCUUAGUUCUAUCAUGACAACUCUCUGGAGAUUUUAGCAUGGUAAUGGAUAUGACAAUGUUAAUAUCGAU